AUGCUCUUACUCAUUGGAAUUCUCCCUCCUCCGCCGCCUCGGGUGCUAUUUUUCUUCUUACGGAUCAGCUCAAGUGCCUCAGACCAAGCCUUUGUGAGUCCGACAUGCUUCAAACAGCACGCAGCAGCUUGUGUGCAGCAGAUGCAGAUGUACUGGAACAGUGCGAUCCAAGAGUCCACUGCCAAAGGCCUCAGCACCUGCCCGGGCUCUGGGGGAGAGGAGGGGGGAGGAGGGGGGAGGAACGUCUUGGCCCGGGCCCUUUGUGCUCCUCCUCCGAUCAUGGAGAACCACCAGCAUUAG
Messenger RNA from Knipowitschia caucasica, 300 nucleotides. NCBI's taxonomy places the organism in Eukaryota, Metazoa, Chordata, Actinopteri, Gobiiformes, Gobiidae. The record is from the annotation of a GenBank genome assembly.